This is a messenger RNA of Baudoinia panamericana UAMH 10762, 1839 nucleotides long. RefSeq lists its product as uncharacterized. The record is from RefSeq and is a predicted model, not a curated record. NCBI's taxonomy places the organism in Eukaryota, Fungi, Ascomycota, Dothideomycetes, Mycosphaerellales, Teratosphaeriaceae. Gene Ontology annotation, biological process: unsaturated fatty acid biosynthetic process. Gene Ontology annotation, cellular component: endoplasmic reticulum membrane. The transcript has a single exon. Gene Ontology annotation, molecular function: heme binding; stearoyl-CoA 9-desaturase activity; iron ion binding. The coding region runs from base 139 to 1596 and encodes 485 amino acids.
UAUACUAUCUACCCUAAAGACACUCGCUCCUGUGCAGUGUCAUCCUACACACCAACAUCAGCGUUUACCAAACCCACCCAAGCCACCAUCCAUAUCAAAAGGACUCUUACUGCGGACGACAACUACACAUCCGUCACGAUGCCUUCGCAUCAACCCACCGCCGGCAUGAUGGCCGUCGACCCCACCAAGCUCUCCAGCAUGCCGUCGGCAGCAUCCAAGCCCGCACCUGAAGAGCCAGUGAGGAACCAGAAGUAUGACCCGAAGAAGCCUCACAUCACCGAGACUCCUUUGACGAGGAAGAACUGGUACAAGCACGUCAACUGGCUGAACGUGGUCCUGAUCGUUGGCAUACCCAUCUCCGGCUGCAUUGCUGCUCUCUGGACGCCACUCACUCUUCCCACUGCAAUCUUUGCCGUGCUUUACUAUUUCGCCACUGGCCUCGGCAUUACGGCUGGAUACCACAGGCUAUGGGCUCACACGUCCUACUCUGCUACUCUGCCGCUCAAGAUCUUCCUGGCUGCCGUGGGUGGCGGUGCCGUCGAGGGCUCAAUCAGAUGGUGGGCGCGGGACCACCGUGCGCACCAUCGCUACACCGACACCGACAAGGACCCGUACAGCGUCCGCAAGGGCUUGCUCUACUCUCACCUUGGCUGGAUGAUCAUGAAGCAGAACCCGAAGCGCAUUGGCCGCACGGACAUCUCCGACCUCAACGACGACAAGGUCGUGCAGUGGCAGCACAAGAACUACCUCAAGGUCGUGCUCUUCAUGGGUCUGAUCUUCCCAUCGCUCGUCGCCGGUCUCUGCUGGGGCGACUGGAUGGGCGGGUUCAUCUACGCCGGCAUCCUCCGCAUCUUCUUCGUCCAGCAGGCCACCUUCUGUGUUAACUCACUCGCUCACUGGCUCGGCGACCAACCCUUCGACGACCGCAACAGCCCGCGUGACCACGUCAUCACUGCCCUUGUCACUCUGGGCGAAGGCUACCACAACUUCCACCACGAGUUCCCAUCUGACUACCGCAACGCCAUCGAAUGGCACCAGUACGACCCGACCAAGUGGUCCAUCUGGGCCUGGAAGCAGAUGGGUCUCGCCUACGAUCUCAAGCAGUUCCGCUCCAACGAAAUCGAGAAGGGCCGCAUUCAGCAACAGCAGAAGAAGCUCGACCAAAAGCGCUCCAAGCUUGACUGGGGCGUCCCGCUCGAGCAACUACCAGUCAUGGAGUGGGACGAAUUUAUCGACCAAGCCAACAACGGCCGCGGACUGAUUGCUGUCGCCGGAAUUGUGCACGAUGUCACCGACUUCAUCAACGACCACCCAGGUGGGAAAGCCAUGAUCAAGAGCGGUCUCGGCAAGGACGCCACCGCCAUGUUCAACGGCGGUGUCUACAACCACAGCAACGCCGCACACAACCUGCUCUCGACCAUGAGAGUCGGCGUGAUUCGUGGUGGUAUGGAGGUCGAGAUUUGGAAGCGGGCGCACACCGAGAACAAGGGUGCCGAUUCCAUGGUCAUCAAGGACAGCAACGGCAGCCGAGUGGUGCGUGCUGGUGAGCAAGUGACGAAGGUCUACGACCCUCCGGCCAGCGCUGGCGCGGCAUGAUCGUGUGACUGGAUCGAGAACGGCGAGUUUGUUUACUUCCGCGCGUUCUAGCGACUAUAGACGGCCGAGGUGGUGUUUGGAGGCUGUCUUGAGCGGCUAAUUCUUACGCUCGCUUGUGCUCGUAGAUGAGCGUUUCAAGAUUUGAUCUAUGCUAUCAUUAUAGCUAGCCCGACCAACAAUAACAUUUUCUCUAUCGUUCAACUACAUGGUUCAUUUUACCAAUGGUCCUUGCUUCCUUAUAUG